AUGGAAAACUCGGUGAGUUCGACUAACGCACUUGGCUCGGAUGUGCCCUCCGACAAGAUAAUAGUCCAUCUUGUCGAAGGUUAUCGCACUGUUAUUGUUGAUGAUCAGGUCAAGUUCCGAAGCGUCAUCACUUCGAUCACAGAAAGACUUACGAAGCAGUACUUCGAGAGAGAACGGCAAGAAGGAAGCACUGUUUCAGACGAUAAUAUUUAUGGGUGGAUUUUCGGAAUCUGUUGGAACUGCAAUGGACGCAAAGUUUGGAUCCAUCCGGAAACCUCUCAUGGGGACUUUCUGAGAAAGUUUAAUCCGUACUCCACGGCGAAUCAGCAAGGGCGACUUGAGCUACUAGUGCGCUAUUAUCCAGACGACUUUGUUGAUGUACACAAACGCCAUAGGAUCAUCUUCACGCUCAUGUACAAGCAGGUGCUGUACGAAUAUUUAAAAACUGACAAUGUUCCUCCGGAGCUUGCGAUAAAAUUGGCCGGACUUGAAAUCAGGCGGAAGUACCCGCAACUUAAUCACAAGGCCGCGAAGUUGAUAGCGAGUGCGAUCGAAGAUGAUACUUUCAAAACGCUUUUUCCUGAAAAAGUGCUCCUUCAGUUCAAGCUACGUGAUCUCCGGCGGCAAGUGGUGAAACAGUUUCAGCAAAUGGACGAGAAGGCUUCAUCGGACGCGGUUAUUGAGUUUCUCAACCUCGUCAAGAAGCAUCUCUUUUGCUUCGAGCGCGAGCACUACGCUGUCCGUCUCCACGAGUCGUUUCCCAUCGCAACGACGCUGAUGGUUGGACCAAACUCGUGUCAGAUUUCGUAUGGCUCGCAAACUGGCCACAAUUUAACUCUCCUCGCGCGUUUUGAACAUGUAGUUCGCAUUGAGCCGAUUACCGAACCAAAUCUACAGCUGCUUCUUUAUGUUGAAGGUUCAAACGAACCACUAUACAUAAAUUGCUCGAGCGAGGACGAGCUCGAAAAUCUUGCGGACCUUAUUGACGGGUACGUCCGCGGAAGCAGAGAUGUACCCGAUGGAAGCGUUAUUGUCAGCAGCAAAUCGCGUCAGCUUCCGGACAUUCCUGCGCCUUCCUUCGAAUCACUCUCAAACAUUCCUCAAACUUACAUGCCACAGAACCCUGCUCCUACACAAAGCCGCUUUAUCCCGAAAUCCCUCGAAUCAGAUGAUGACUACGCAACAAUUGUCGACCCUGUCGAGGAAAAAUCUAUCGACCCAAGCUUCGAACUCGACAGAAGUAAGAUUGAGCUCCUCAGAGAAAUUGGUCAGGGCCAGUUUGGAAAUGUGCACUGUGCCAACUACAAGAAUGAUGGAAUCACCGCUCUGGUGGCUGUUAAGAAGACCAAUUUUGAGGAAGAUUCGCAAGACUUGAAACAGAAAUUUAUUGAAGAAGCGCAAAUCAUGUGUCAUUUCAAUCACAAGCACAUUGUUCAGCUUAUCGGUGUCUGCACCAAGGGCUGGCCGAUCCUGAUUGUGAUGGAGUACUGCGCCCUGGGAUGCAUCCGAGACUACUUGAUUCAAAAUGCCGAUGCUCUGGACAUCCACCAUCUUCUGGAGUACAUUUACCAGCUGUCGUCUGCUCUAAAAUACCUUGAAGAGCAGAACUUUGUGCACCGAGACAUCGCCGCCCGCAACUUGAUGCUUACUAAUGAGCAUACUGUCAAACUCGGAGAUUUUGGGCCAGGGUUAAAAAUCUAA
This is a messenger RNA of Oikopleura dioica, 1701 nucleotides long. The record is from the annotation of a GenBank genome assembly. NCBI's taxonomy places the organism in Eukaryota, Metazoa, Chordata, Appendicularia, Copelata, Oikopleuridae.